Molecule: messenger RNA, 621 nt
Organism: Aspergillus viridinutans
Lineage: Eukaryota; Fungi; Ascomycota; Eurotiomycetes; Eurotiales; Aspergillaceae
Exons: 1
Coding region: 1-621 (206 amino acids)
Source: RefSeq, a predicted model, not a curated record
AUGACGCCCCCAGUCACGGAAAUCGCGCUCCUGCGCUUAAAAUCUCAGCCUCCCUCCGCAUCAUUCAAAGCACUCCUCUUCGAAGGCAUCAAAGCGCAAGCCAAAUUCUCCUCGUACCCGGUUCAUCUCUUCUCCCAAGUCGAGGAUCCCUCGCUCAUCUACCUCAUCGGAGGAUGGGACUCGGCGCAACAGCACUACGAGGAUUGGAUUCCCUCGGCUACAAAUCAGGAAAUCAUGAGACAGCUCUCGAGUGAGAUGGAGCUGGUGUGGGUGCUCCAUGUGGAUGGUGAUGCGGUGCGACAGGGGGAGUUACUGACCGAAGCACCUGUUGUUGCUGUGGGGCGGUAUUUCAUGAGCGCUGAGAAGAGAGAGGGGUUUAGCCGGGUUUUCGAGGAGGCGCAGCAUCAUCUGGAGGAGUUUACGAAGCCGUUACCUAUCUUCAAGGGGUGGAGGAUUGAGAAGGAAGAAGGGAAGGAGGAGUUUGUGCUGUUUAGUGGGUGGACAAACGUGCAGCAGCAUCUCGACUUUGCCCAGUCAGAAGGGUUCCAGGAAUUUUCGAAGAUCAGGGAGUUUACGGACUCCUCGGAGAUCAAGCAUAUUGUUCGAUGGGAGGUUGAGUGA